Olea europaea var. sylvestris is the source of this 2919-nucleotide messenger RNA. RefSeq names its product DNA repair endonuclease UVH1. The transcript has 10 exons. Bases 119 to 2653 code for a protein of 844 amino acids. Lineage: Eukaryota; Viridiplantae; Streptophyta; Magnoliopsida; Lamiales; Oleaceae. Gene Ontology annotation, biological process: resolution of meiotic recombination intermediates; nucleotide-excision repair involved in interstrand cross-link repair; double-strand break repair via homologous recombination. The record is from RefSeq and is a predicted model, not a curated record. Gene Ontology annotation, molecular function: damaged DNA binding; single-stranded DNA endonuclease activity; single-stranded DNA binding. Gene Ontology annotation, cellular component: nucleotide-excision repair factor 1 complex.
GAAGCGGACGGGUCAAACCCACACCGCAUUCCCGCCCACCACAAUGCUCAUCAACUGAACAAACCAAACCCCAAACCAGACCACAACCGCAGCCGCCGCUUCCACCCCACCGCCACCAAUGUUAAAAUUCUACGAACAGAUAAUCGGAGACCUCCUGGAGGACUCUAGCGGCGGUCUUGUAAUCCUCUCCGGCGGCCUCGGCCUCUUUAAACUAAUAUCCUAUCUUCUCCACCUUCACGAUCCCUCUCAAGGCUCCCUUCUCAUCCUCUCCGCUUCUCCUUCCCAAAAAUCCUCUAUUCUCCGCAAUUACCAAGACACCCUGAAUCUCGAAACGCCGAUUUCGACCUCUGAAAUCACCUUCGAUCUUCCGGCUCCGCAGCGCCUCUCCCUCUACGGCUCUGGUGGAAUCUUCUUUAUCACCGCCCGGAUAUUAAUUGUCGACUUACUCACCCACCGCCUACCGACUACUGCUGUUGCCGGAAUUAUUCUUCUUAAUGCGCAUUCACUUUCUGAUACUUCUACUGAGGCAUUCAUCGUGAGGAUUUUGAGGUCUUCUAAUCGGUCUCUCUACGUUCGAGCCUUUUCCGACCGGCCCCACGCAAUGGUCUCGGGCUUUGCUAAAGCUGAAAGGACACUCAAGUGCCUUUUCCUCAGGAAACUCCACCUUUGGCCUAGGUUUCAGGUACAUGUUUCACAGGAUUUGGAGAGGGACCCGCCGGAGGUGGUUGAUAUUCGGGUGCCAAUGUCACCCUACAUGAUUGGGAUUCAGAAAGCGGUGAUUGAGGUAAUGGAUGCUUGUUUAAAGGAAAUGAGGAAGACGAACAAGGUUGAUGUCGAGGAUUUGACUGUUGAGAAUGGAUUGUUCAAGUCGUUCGAUGAGAUAGUAAGGAGGCAGUUGGAUCCUAUUUGGCAUACAUUGGGGAAGAAGACAAAACAGCUUGUUUCCGAUUUGAAGACACUGAGGAAGUUGUUGGAUUACCUCGCCAGGUAUGAUGCGGUGACUUACUUGAAGUAUCUGGACUCGCUGAGAGCCUCAGAGAGUUUUCGAUCUGUUUGGAUCUUCUCUGAGUCUAGUUACAAGAUUUUCGAGUACGCAAAGAAAAGGGUUUAUCAUUUUGGUAGGUCAGAUGGUGGAAAAUCCUUAGUCCCAAGUAAGACACUAUCCACCAAGAAGAGAAAACUAGAAAAAAACAAGAGCGAGGAUGAUUCCUCUGCAAGGGCAAAUAGUGGGUUAGUUUUGGAGGAAGUCUUGGAGGAGCCUCCAAAGUGGAAGGUGUUGCGUGAGAUUCUUGAAGAGAUACAAGAGGAAAGAGAGAAGCAAGUGUCUUCAAGGGAAGAACUAAUACAUGAAGGGGAGACAGAAUACAAUGGAAUGGUUCUAGUAGCUUGCAAAGAUGAACGCUCAUGCAUGCAGCUUGAGGAUUGCAUCACGAAGGGCACCCAAAAGGUUUCUAAAACUCUCAGCUGUUUCUGUGCAUUUUUCGAUGAGUUGUCAGCAAUUUUUGAGUUUGCAAUUUGGGGGAUUUUGGUUGUUAUUCUGACGACAUCUGGUAGAGUUAGGGGAGGUGGUUGGAUGGGAUGUGUAGAGGGGAAUGAGGGCUCCUCAGUUAUGUGUGGAUCUUACGGUUUAGGCAGUGGUGCCAGCUGUGGGGAGGCUGAUUUUUGCAGAUUCAUUGAUUUUAUUUUUAUUUGGGUUCCAUUUGGCAAUGGAGAAGGUGGCAACGGAGGUGGAGGUGGUUGUGGAUUUGGUGGCAGUGGUUUGAUUUUGAAAUGUGAAAUUCUUUCUGAAUUCCUAACUUAUUUCUAUGAUUCUGUGAUUUAUUGUUAUCGCUUGGACAACUAUCAGGAUGCACACUUGCCAGAAGUAAAUUCUUCCCUUGAACCACAAUCCACAACUGCUCAAAAUUUGAUUACCAGAAAAGCAGGUGGAAAGAAGGAAGCAGAAAAAGAAAUGCAGGUCAUAGUGGACAUGAGGGAGUUUAUGAGCAGCCUUCCAAAUGUACUGCACCAGAAAGGUAUGCGCAUCAUACCAGUUACCUUGGAAGUUGGAGAUUACAUACUUUCCCCAUUGAUAUGUGUAGAACGGAAGAGUAUACAAGAUCUUUUUGGCAGUUUUUCAUCUGGUCGUCUAUACCACCAAGUAGAAAUGAUGUCACGCUAUUAUCGGAUACCAGUUCUCCUUAUCGAGUUCUCACAAGAUAAAAGCUUUUCAUUCCUGUCCGCAAGCGAUAUUGGGGAUGAUGUUUCACCAAAUAGCAUAAUAUCCAAACUAUCCUUGCUGGUUCUCCAUUUUCCUCGUCUGCGCAUUCUCUGGUCUCGGAGCUUGCACGCUACUGCAGAAAUUUUCACUACUCUUAAAGCAAACCAAGAUGAACCCGAUGAGGCAAGGGCAAUUAGAGUUGGUGUCCCAUCAGAAGAGGGUAUUGUUGAAAAUGAUGUUAGAGCGGAAAAUUUCAACACGUCUGCUGUGGAGUUUCUAAGGCGGCUGCCAGGUGUGACAGAUUCGAACUACAGGUCGAUUAUGGAAGAGUGUAAAAGCUUGGCCGAACUUGCCCUCCUUCCAGUUGAGAGGCUGGCAGAAGUAAUGGGGGGUCUUAAAGCUGCAAAAACCUUGAGAGACUUUCUUGAUGCCAAGUAUCCAACCUUGCUUUAGGCUUUGGGACAGAGUGAGUUCACUUUGCUCAUCCAACGACUCCCAUAAUUUACCCCUUAGCUUGUCCUUAAAUGUUUGUCGAACCGGAAUAAAUGUCUCUGCCUAUGCCAUUUGGUAGAUGACUUGUAAUCUUCAAUUUGCUUCUUUAUUGUAUUUUUAAGCUCCAACUUGGAGCUCUGUGUAGUCUGUAGUUUCUUCAGUGUAAUUUUAUUGGUAUACUCGCCAAUUCACCGCCCAUACAUGGUAAUAAAAUGAUUUUUCUCUCA